GAUGAUCUGGAUUUUGCGGACAAUGAUGGAGGUGAUGAGGGAGGUGAUGAUGGAGAUGAUGACGAUGACCAAAGUGGUCGGCCCCAAAAGACUGGGCCACGUACUAGGAGUAGUACUAUGACACAUCAGCAGCAAGGGAAAUCCAAUAAGCAUACAGAACCUAGUGUGGAGCCUUCUGCUCAAUGUUCUGAACGCCAAUCUGAGAGGACCCAACAGAAGAGGGGACAUGGCAAGAAGUUGAACAACACAGACAGGGCAAGAAGUUGAACAACAUCCAGAGCAAGGAGUUGAAAAGCACUCAGUUUUUGUUAUUUGUUCAUUGAAAUUGAUGGGACAGAAUAUUUUAGCUUCGUUGAUUUACAACAAUUGCAGCCUUUGACGGUUUUUUUUUUUUGUGGUUUGACG
Messenger RNA from Linum tenue, 405 nucleotides. NCBI's taxonomy places the organism in Eukaryota, Viridiplantae, Streptophyta, Magnoliopsida, Malpighiales, Linaceae. The record is from the annotation of a GenBank genome assembly.